AAGAAGUUGAUUCAGUACGCUGGUUGAGACGGCGCUUAGCGCGGCAUAGUGGCAUGCAAAUAUAGCUAGUUUCCGUCGGCUGCUUUUACAAAGCUGGAAAAAGAGACUUUAACCUUUGUACCGUUGUUUACUUUACUUGGAAUGAUAUCUGAAUGUCUCAUGAGAAUUCUUUUAGUUCUGUGACGUAGCAGGGGCCGGUCGUCAGCACUUCUUUUCCGCGGAAAGCUGCUGCUGUAUCAACGGCGACAAGUUGGCACUCAUUGCGGCUUAUGGGAUCACUUACCUGUUCCGUCAAGUGAGUUUGAACAGGUAUUUGAUCAAACAGUUUUUCAGAAGUACGAACAAUGAGAACACCAUAGAAACUUUUUUCAACUUUUGGUCCUGAAAUUCACGACUUUAACCCAUCUAGUCACAAAGAAUAGCUUAGAAUUAUUUAUUUAAAUUUUUAAAGAAUAUAAAACGCCUUAUGCUCAGUAUUUUCUUGCUUCUGCCUUGUAUAUAAGCAAAGAAAUUAAGAAAAUAAUAUACAACUUUGUGAAAAAAGGCGUUUGUUGCUCUUGUUGUUUAUUUAUUGAAAAGAAAACUUUUUCAUCUCUAUCGUAAUGAAGUUGUGACUUUCAAGACUGAAGAAAGUGUUUGCCAUCUUUUGUCUUCACUCAGCUUUUGAGUUAUUUCACAAAUCCGUCAUCAAUGUUGAUUUCGGAAGACGGUAUGCAGACUGAGAACGAGAAAUCUCAGUCGCCCCAUGUUGUCACCAAACCGCAAGCAUGUCACAGGGCAACGGACUUUUCCAUCGCUGCCAUUAUGGCCAGAGAAAUUCCUGUGGGCUCCAAAACCAGAUCAAGCAUAUCGAUACCUGGAUCGGAGCCUCUUCCCAGCUCUGGCAUUCCGGAUCAUCACUCAUACGUUCCACCGCCACCACCUCCACUCAAACCACCACAGUCGCACCACUCCCAACCGGACUCUGGGAUCAUGUCCCCUCGUUCCUCCUCCGUUUCGUCGGACUUGGAUGAGACCCUGAGUCCUGGGCCUUCUCCCCGACCCGGGUCGUCCCGUCCCAGCUCGGCGGCGGGUGAAGGAGAUCGGGAUACGCGGGAGGGCGACUCGCCGCAGCCGGCCGCCACCCCGACCGCCUCGCGCUCCUCGCACAACCCGUAUGCGGCGGGCCUAAAGCCUCGAUGCAGCAGCGAGUCGCUGCAAGGCGUCGACUGCCUGCUCGAAAACAAAGACCUGUGGGACAAGUUCCACGAGCUAGGAACGGAGAUGAUCAUAACAAAAACGGGAAGGCGUAUGUUUCCAACUGUAAGGGUGUCCUUUUCCGGUGCUGAAGUUCACACAAAAUAUUCCGUUUACAUGGACAUUGUACCAGUGGACAAUAAGAGGUAUCGGUAUGCUUAUCAUCGAUCUUCUUGGCUGGUAGCAGGCAAGGCUGAUCCUCCGUCGCCAUCUCGGCUGUACUUGCAUCCGGACUCUCCUUUCACAGGAGAACAGCUGAAAAAGCAAGUGGUCUCUUUUGAAAAAGUGAAACUCACGAACAACGAGAUGGAUAAACAGGGACAUAUUGUCCUCAAUUCUAUGCACAGGUAUCAGCCUAGAAUUCACCUGGUCAGGAAAUCCGGAAGUACGACUCUGAGCUCACCUGCAGAAUUGGAAAACGAAGAGUUUAGAACGUACAUUUUUCCUGAAACCGUUUUUACUGCAGUCACAGCUUACCAAAAUCAGUUGAUAACAAAACUGAAAAUCGACAGCAAUCCCUUUGCCAAAGGUUUCAGAGACUCUUCACGGCUAACAGAAUUAGAAAGUUUAGAACUUCAGCAACUAAACAUGUGUGUCUCUUCCAGGGAGACAAUGGAGACGCUCAUGACAGAACACACUUACUCCAGAACUCCCUUAAGACCAUUUUUGGACAUUGACCGCGAAGAAUUGAACUGUUUACUGCUACGAGAGAAAGCAGAAAUGCUUGGACUAUCAGCGAGACCUUCUUUUUUCUGGAGGCCUCCUACACCAGGAUACCCUUCUGGGGAUCAUUACCCUCUCUUGGCAUCGCAGGCCGCUUGUCUGCCACCCCAUCUCUAUUCUGUAUCCCGCUCUGUACCUCCCCAUGUUCUUCAGCAGUGGACAAGCAAUCCGUCGUCACUGUCAGGAUUUAGCCACUACCAUUUAUUGAUGAACAACAUGGCGUCGGGGACUUGUCCUCCCCCCGUUGGUACUGUAAGGCCUUUACCUAGUCAUCCUGCGGCCACAGAUGGGCCACCUAACCAUCGUUAUAUGCCUUAUAUCUACGCCAGGAAGGACCAGACUAAUGGCAGUGAUCCAGAAGCAUCAUCUCCUAGUUUAAGAUGAAAAUGGAUGUGCUGAAGUCGUUGGUUCCAGACUGCAAAUAUCCGAAUUUUUGGAUAUAAACUCUAAAAAAAUUUGUAAAGACUUAUGAUCUGACAGUGAGAGAUUUUUGUAUGGCAAUAACUACCUGACACUUGCACUUUUAAGGCGAACUUGUAAAAAUAAUUGGGUACU
Stegodyphus dumicola is the source of this 2514-nucleotide messenger RNA. RefSeq names its product T-box transcription factor TBX20-like. Lineage: Eukaryota; Metazoa; Arthropoda; Arachnida; Araneae; Eresidae. Gene Ontology annotation, molecular function: RNA polymerase II cis-regulatory region sequence-specific DNA binding; DNA-binding transcription factor activity, RNA polymerase II-specific. Gene Ontology annotation, cellular component: chromatin; nucleus. Gene Ontology annotation, biological process: heart development; cell fate specification; positive regulation of DNA-templated transcription. The record is from RefSeq and is a predicted model, not a curated record.